Messenger RNA from Olea europaea var. sylvestris, 1758 nucleotides. Its product is annotated as probable Xaa-Pro aminopeptidase P. Bases 85 to 1437 code for a protein of 450 amino acids. Gene Ontology annotation, molecular function: metalloaminopeptidase activity. The transcript has 10 exons. Lineage: Eukaryota; Viridiplantae; Streptophyta; Magnoliopsida; Lamiales; Oleaceae. The record is from RefSeq and is a predicted model, not a curated record.
ACACAUUUGUUUCCUCUGUACUGGAAGCAGGCAAGCAGCAGCUGAGCAGCAGGUGGUGAAGCAUCUCUAUCCGCCGGUGCCGCCAUGAUUUGCCGGUCUCAUUUUCAACUUUAUUCUCAAACUCGCUUUCGCUUCCUCUCCAUUUCUUCCGCAUUUGUUCAUAAUUUUAAUCCCAUCCCCAGUUUUUCCACUAAAUCACGCUUUCGCCAACCCACCACCCUCAUCGUUCGAAACUGCUCCUCCAUCCCCAAUUCGGGCUCCAUAACAGCCAAACCGUCGUCCGAGCUUCGGAAUAAGCGCAAAAACUCUGAGCUCGAUGACAAGCUCAGACGCCUCCGCGAACUCUUCUCAAGGCCCAAUAUCAAUAUCGAUGCUUACAUAAUCCCUUCACAAGACGCCCAUCAGAGUGAAUUUAUUGCUGAUUGUUAUGCGAGGAGAGAAUAUAUAUCAGGAUUUACUGGUAGCGCCGGCACUGCUGUUAUAACAAAAGAUAAAGCUGCUCUUUGGACAGAUGGACGGUACUUUCUUCAGGCAGAAGAGCAGUUGAACUCCAGUUGGAUUCUCAUGCGAGCAGGUAAUUUGGGAGUGCCUACAUCAAGUGAGUGGCUUAAUGGUGUCUUAACUCCGGGUUCCAGAAUUGGCAUUGAUCCUUUGCUUAAUGUCCAGAAAAUGUUUUACUUGAAUGUUAUUUCUCAAUUAUUCUUGUGUUUUGCUGCAGGUUCAGGUGCAAAUGGUGCAAUCAUACAUUACAGACCAGAUCCAAAUAGAUGUAGCACUGUCGAUACUGAGAAACUUUUCUUACUAGACAGUGGAGCUCAAUAUAUUGAUGGAACAACUGACAUUACCCGGACAGUUCAUUUUGGCAAACCCUCUUCACGGCAAAAAGAAUGUUUCACUCGGGUUCUACAGGGACAUAUAGCUCUUGAUCAGGCCAUAUUUCCUGAAAAUACCCCUGGUUUUGUAUUGGAUGCGUUUGCACGAUCUGCAUUGUGGAAGAUUGGCCUUGAUUACCGUCAUGGCACUGGUCAUGGUGUAGGAGCUGCACUAAAUGUUCAUGAAGGCCCCCAAAGUAUCAGCUUCCGAUUUGGGAAUAUGACGCCCUUGCUGAAAGGCAUGGUUGUUAGCAAUGAACCUGGAUAUUAUGAAGAUCAUUCCUUUGGAAUCAGGAUUGAGAAUCUUCUUUUCGUGAAGGAAGUUGACACACCAAAUCGCUUCGGAGGAAUAGGAUAUAUGGGGUUUGAAAAGCUCACAUUUGUUCCCAUUCAGACCAAAAUGGUUGACUUAUCCUUACUAUCUACUGCUGAGGUUGAUUGGCUCAAUGAUUACCAUCGCCAAACUUGGGAAAAGGUUUCACCGUUGGUGUCUGGUUCUGCACGUCAGUGGCUGUGGAACAAUACGAGGCCAGUGGGCAAGCCUUUGUACGGACUGGGUGCUUAAGGUUAUAGAAGGGUAUGUAACUUGUACACAGAAAUAACUAUGUAAGUUUCAAUACUGUGUCAUGUGAUUUGCUGGAAUGUUAAGGCUUCUUGCUCGUGCGAGUAAAUGAUUAAGUCAUGGCUAUUGGCAAGUCUACCUUUAUGCUCGUCGAAAACGCAGAAAAAAAGAAAUGGCAAAACUGUUUAGUUAAUUUACUUAAAUCUAUUUUGCUGCAAAAUCCUUUUUAUACCAAUUAUCAGUGCUCAACCCAAAAGACUUAAUUUUGACUGGUGAUCUGACUAAUUUAUUUGUAUACUUCCCGGCUCAUUUCUCGAUUGAGUA